CAAAAAGAAAACAAAAAACAAAUACAUUUCUUGCAGAUUUGCUCCCAGAAGUUACAUUGGUUUUACAAUUGGUUUUCACACAUUCGCUGGGGCGUUAACCCGUUCGAUACGGGAAAGCCAAAUAAUCCUUCCAUAAAUUACAUGGAAGUAACUUAAUCCAAAAAAAAUAUAAAAGUUACUUACCAACCGCGUAAGAACCGCAGUUCCAAAUGAACAGCGAAAGUUACAGGAAGCACGGAAGCCCAAGACACGAAGGAGACGAUAGAACAAAUUCUGGCCCAGACCCAAAAGAACAGAGUGUAGGAGGCGCACAUGCGCUAGACGUGUUGUUGUUAUUGUUGUUGUUGGUCGGUUUGUCGUGCUUGCAGUGCAUUAAAUCAACGAGUGACUGGAGCAACUGGUGGUCACUUCAAUUGACAUGGAGGUCUAUGCCUGGGGAGCCAACUCUCAUGGCCAACUUGGCCUUGGCUUUGAGUCGGAACUGUGUAUGACACCGCAACGUGUAGCAAAAUUGUCUUUUGCCCCCCAAUUGGUGCGACGCAUACGAGGCGGUGGCGGUCAUGUUUUGAUUUUAGAUAACAAUGGACGAGUCCAUGCUUGUGGUUGGAAUAAUCGUGGGCAGUUGGGGCUGGAUUCAACGGAGGAAUGUCACAAUGAGUUCACCAUGAUUCCCACUGAAUAUUUUGAAGAGGUACCAGUGGAAACCAUCUGCUGCGGCUGGGACAUCUCGGGGGCCAUUACGCUGACAAAACGAUUGUAUGUCUGGGGUUCGAAUGCCUUUCAGCAGCUGGGCAUAUGUCAACGUGGUUUUAUGGCUGUCCGUCGACCCAUGCCGGUGCGUCUGCCACGCGAUGAGCUGGCCCAGCGGAUUAGUUUUGGCCUGCGACACUGCGCUGUGCUUACCGAGGAUAACAAAAUCUAUGUUUUCGGGCGUUUGCGGAUAAUGGAUCCACCGCCAAUUGAGCUGGACAUUACAUCAACUUGCCUGCAUCGUUGCAACACCAUGAAAAUUCAAGUCCACAAUCCCAAUGAUUUGCGCAUCCUAUCGCUGUCGAGUGGGCAGCAUCACAUGCUCCUCAAGUGCCUGGACACUAGCACGACUGCUGCCAAUGGUGGCGGCACCAGGCGCAUACUUUCCUUGGGUGACAAUAAAUUUGGGCAAUCGAAUGCCUUUCUUUUCGAGCACGAUGUGCGACAAUUGGCCGUAGGUUGGACUCACAAUGUGGCCGUAUUGAGAAAUGAUACCAUCUUGUCGUGGGGUCGCAAUUGUUAUGGACAAUUGGGCACAGGAGCGUUCAGUGAACAACAGGCCAUUCCCCAGCCGCUGCAUUUGCAAUUGGACGAUGGAGAGACACCUGCACGCAUCCAUAUGGGAGCAGAACAUGGUCUAAUGCGUACCACAGCCGGGAAAAUCUAUACUUGGGGCUGGAAUGAGCACGGUAAUUGUGGCAACAACGACACGGAAAAUUUAUGCAACCCUACGCUAAUAAAACUUCCCGGAGUCGUUAAAUUGGCCGGAACUGGAGCUGGUUUCUGUUACGCUAUUGUUGAAAUUGAUGAGAAGUGACAGAACUACACAUGCUAGAGUGGGACAAAUAUACUGUUUACGGCGUAAACGUCAGUCAGUUGCACUUGCGUCCUAGGGACAUGACUUAACGUUUUCCCUGUCAUAUCUUUCUUGUUGUGGAUUGUUAACUAAUGUAUAUUUAAAAAUAAAUAAAUUCUAUUUUCUUGUAAA
This is a messenger RNA of Drosophila willistoni, 1738 nucleotides long. RefSeq names its product secretion-regulating guanine nucleotide exchange factor. The transcript has 4 exons. NCBI's taxonomy places the organism in Eukaryota, Metazoa, Arthropoda, Insecta, Diptera, Drosophilidae. The record is from RefSeq and is a predicted model, not a curated record. Bases 419 to 1567 code for a protein of 382 amino acids.